UUGACAUUUAAUUUGUAGGUUAUGUACGUCAAAAUGUAACUCGGUUUUAUCGAUUUUUAACUAAAUAACAACUAGUACUUAGAAAAAUGGUAAAUAAUACGUAUCCGGAAGCAUUACCCGAAUCUAAUGGCACAAAUUUCUAAAUACCUUCUAUUUACAUUCGAAAUUUUAAACGAAAUGUACGCAGCUUUGGGUACGGGAGCCGUAGGGCUGAUGUGCCUCAUAAAAUUCGGUUUUCAAAAGUCCGCUCUACUCAAGACGGCCGCCGUUUGUGCAGCGACUGCCGCGAGUUUCAUUUACAUCGCUCCGGAGAGUAAAAAAAUCAAACCGAAUAAGAAAAAGGUGGUUUGCAUAACCGGUUGCGAUUCCGGAUUGGGAUUCUCCUUGGCCCAGCACUCGGUAGACUUGGGCUUCACCGUAAUCGCAGGUUUCUUAAGCCUCGACUCCAAAGGAUGUAAAGAACUCAGAAAAAGCUACGGGAAUAAUAUCAUUCAAAUACAAUUGGAUAUUACCGAUAGCGUUAGCGUAAAUGCAGCCUUGAAGACUUUGCAACACUUUUUAGGAAGGAAUGAAGGAUAUACUCUUCAUGCUAUUGUAAACAACGCUGGAGUAAUGGUAUUUGGAGAAUUUGAAUGGUUAACUGAGAAUCUUAUACAGCAACAAGUAAAUGUGAAUCUCUUAGGCACUUUGAAAUUUACCAACGCAAUGUGUCCUCUUUUAAGACAAUACGGAGGUAGAAUUAUAACGAUAACCAGCCACUGUUCCCAGGUAACCCUGCCUAGUUUGGCGGUGUAUGGAGCCACGAAGGCGGCUCUGGCUGCUUUUAGUGACGGUUUGAGAGUGGAAAUGGCCAAAUAUGGCGUAAAUGUGAUCACAUUUAUACCUGGUUCUUUUUGCUUACAAAGCAACAUCAUGGCCAGGCAACUCCAAAACGUGCAGGAGAUGCACGAUAAUUUCACGCAAGAGCAACACUCGUUUUACAGCGAUUAUUUCAAAAGAUUCAACAUUUACUUGUCGUUUAUCACGCCGCCCCCGAUGCCCGUCAAAAUCCAAGACGAAAAAAUGUAUAAAAUCUACGAAGAAACUUUGUUAGACGAAACCCCCAAAGUUGUGUACAAAAACGAGGAUAUUAGAUACUUAAUAUACCAUACUUUGUUUAAAAUCAGCCCUUGGUUUGUAAGAGAUUACUUAGUAGUUAAGUUUAUGUCUAUGCCUAGUUAUACACCCUCGAAAAGCUUAAAAACAAGCUUGCUGGAAUAUGCAGAAGAUGCAGAUUUGUGAUGUGGACUUUGUAAAUAUAACGCGUAAAUUUUA
This is a messenger RNA of Phyllotreta striolata, 1314 nucleotides long. The record is from the annotation of a GenBank genome assembly. Lineage: Eukaryota; Metazoa; Arthropoda; Insecta; Coleoptera; Chrysomelidae.